Molecule: messenger RNA, 1244 nt
Organism: Orycteropus afer afer
Lineage: Eukaryota; Metazoa; Chordata; Mammalia; Tubulidentata; Orycteropodidae
Gene: SOX7
Product: SRY-box transcription factor 7
Biological process (GO): cell differentiation; anatomical structure morphogenesis; regulation of DNA-templated transcription
Molecular function (GO): DNA-binding transcription factor activity, RNA polymerase II-specific; RNA polymerase II cis-regulatory region sequence-specific DNA binding
Source: RefSeq, a predicted model, not a curated record
AAGUUGGACGCCCCUGACCUGUGCGAAGGCCAAGUCAGUCCCAUCCCAGCGAAGCCAAGCGAGGCGACCCCCGUGUGGCCAUGGCCUCGCUGCUGGGAAACUACCCGUGGCCCGAAGGGCUUGAGUGCCCGGCCCUGGAAGCCGAGCUGUCGGAUGGGCUAUCCCCGCCGACCGCUCCGCGCGCCCCGGGGGACAAGGGCUCCGAGAGCCGCAUCCGGCGGCCCAUGAACGCCUUCAUGGUGUGGGCCAAGGACGAGAGGAAACGUCUGGCAGUGCAGAACCCAGACCUGCACAACGCCGAGCUCAGCAAGAUGCUGGGGAAGUCAUGGAAGGCCCUGACGCUGUCCCAGAAGAGGCCCUACGUGGAUGAGGCCGAGAGGCUGCGUGUGCAGCACAUGCAGGACUAUCCCAACUACAAGUACCGCCCCCGCAGGAAGAAGCAGGUCAAACGGCUCUGCAAGCGAGUGGAUCCUGGCUUCCUCCUGAGCUCCCUCUCACGUGACCAGAAUGCCCUGCCUGAGAAAAGGAGUGGGAGCCAGGGUUCUCUAGGUGAGAAGGAGGAGAGGGGUGAGUACUCCCCCGGCACCGCCCUGCCCAGUCUCAGGGGCUGCUACCACGAGGCGCCAGCUGGCAGCAGUGGCGGCACCACAGGCAGUGUGGACACCUACCCAUACGGGCUGCCCACGCCUCCAGAAAUGUCUCCCCUGGACGCACUGGAGCCGGAGCAGACCUUCUUCUCCUCCCCCUGCCAGGAGGAGCAUGCUCACUCCCAUCGAAUCCCACACCUGCCAGGGCCCCCAUAUUCCCCCGAGUAUGCCACCAGCCCCCUCCACCGCAGCCAUCCCCUGGGCUCCCUGGCCCUCAGCCAGUCCCCAGGCGUCUCUAUGAUGUCCACUGUACCCGGCUGUCCCCCGUCUCCUGCCUAUUACUCUCCUGCUACCUACCACCCUCUCCACUCCAACCUCCAUGCUCAUCUGGGCCAGCUCUCCCCUCCUCCUGAGCACCCUGGCUUUGAUGCCCUGGAUCAGCUGAGCCAGGUGGAACUCCUGGGGGACAUGGAUCGCAAUGAGUUCGACCAGUAUUUGAACACUCCUGGUCAUCCAGACUCUUCCACAGGGGCUGUGGCCCUCAGUGGACAUGCCCCGGUCUCCCAGGUGACACCAGCAGGCCACACGGAGACCAGCCUCAUCUCAGUCCUGGCUGAUGCCACAGCAACGUACUACAACAGCUACAGUGUGUCAUAG